Messenger RNA from Biomphalaria glabrata, 1840 nucleotides. RefSeq lists its product as uncharacterized. Lineage: Eukaryota; Metazoa; Mollusca; Gastropoda; Planorbidae. Bases 266 to 1177 code for a protein of 303 amino acids. Gene Ontology annotation, molecular function: chitin binding. The record is from RefSeq and is a predicted model, not a curated record. Gene Ontology annotation, cellular component: extracellular region. The transcript has 5 exons.
UUUAAAUUAAACUGACAUUAUUAGACUGUGAAUUUUAGUGUACCUGAUAGAAAUAAAAUUUUACACAAAAAGAAAAUGACUUAAUUGACCCGGACGUUAGGAUCACUGAUCUGAAUCCUGUAGAAUUGCACAAGGUCAAAUCACCGAUGCGUAAAACUGCGGAUUCUUGCGUAGGUGAAAACUACCGUAUAAAAGAAAGUUGAUUAUGAACAUCUCAGUACAGGGUAUCCAAUAGCGGACAUUGAACUGGUUACAGCACAAUACAAUGAUCUUACCAAGCAUAAAAGGAACACUGUUCCUCGUCACGUCGAUUGUUUCCCAUUUAGCCGCUCUUCCAACCAACGUGAUCAACAAAUGCCCUCAGCCCUCAGAACUAAAUCCGGUUCCACCAUUUUUCAUCUACGGCCAUCCGGAAGAUUGCCAGCAGUUCUUUCUUUGCGUGUUUGGGACUCCGUAUUUGAUGAGUUGCCCGGCUACGACCAGCUUUAGUGAACUUCUGGGAGUUUGUGUAGAUAGAUACUCGCCUCAAGACAUAUGCGCUCAAGAAAACGCUGUGCGAGAGUGUUCUCGAGGGGCUUCUCUACUUGCUCACCCACAGCUGUGUCACAGAUUUUACAACUGCUCUCUUGUCGUUGAAACCAGCUCAAUACUUGGUCGGUAUCAAGAUGAAUGCCCGUAUCCGCAAUACUUCGACACCUUGGAGAAGGUCUGCAAGCCUUAUUCAGAAGUCAGUUGUCUGGACAGACUAGAAGUAAAAGACAAGUGUGAAUAUUCCAAGGCUUAUGAGUGUACAGACGUUGAACACUGUGAGGACUGUCAGGCAGUUUUUCCUUCUUGUCAAGGUCUUACUGAUGGUAUUUAUCCUAAUCCCGAGAAAUUGUGGACAACCUUCUACCUAACGUGUACAGAUGAAAGAGUGGCUACCUUCACAUGCCCUCCCUUCCUUGAUAAGCCUGGCAUCUUCUCUCCCAGAGCCAAGAAGUGCGUGAGCCUGUACGAAGUUUCCUCCAGCGAUAACUUCCUGGGGAGGAAGCCGACAUGUGUGAGUAAAUUGCCUGGGACUUAUCCAGUUUUGCAAGAUCCACGCGUGUACUACUCUUGCCCUGGCCCACAGGUCGCCUAUUGUCCCGAAGGGUCUGUUUUUAGUCAACAAACUCAAACGUGCAAUGCCCCUUGAGUAACUGAAAAUUAGAUAUGUAGAAACCAGAAUUAGAUCAGUCCAAAUGUUAAACAAAACUUGGGUAUCCUCUUUUAAUAAACUAUGCCUAGCAAAUAAAGGCACCACAGCAAACAUAGUCACAUUAUAUAGAUCUAGAUACUUCGACAAUGCAAUAUAUUUAAUCUUGUAAGUACAAUGUUUCUAGUCCAAUCAUCUGAGCCCUUGAACAAUUAAAAUAAUUAACUAGAAACGGAGCCUAACGGCGGCUGGUAUUUUCAUGAAUAAAAAAAACAUCAGCAAAUAAAAAUGUAAAUAGCAUUUGCGACAUUAAACCAAGCCAUCGUCAUUGUACGUUUGUAAGUGUACAUGUUAGUCAUUUUAAUCUUUAAGUUUAAUUUCUAAUUAUUUCAUUUUGUAACUGAGUGAUUGCUGCACGGCCAUGGUUUCCUAAUUGACUCGUCUUUAUAUAUUUGAUAUUGUGAUUGUAUUGUAAAUUCUUGUUUGGUUGUGCAUUUUAUGUGCAAUAAAAUGAUGUUUGAAUUUUAAACAUUGAAAUGUCUCAUGAUUAAAUUGAACAAUGUUUUUAGAACUAUGCUGUUACUACCGUUCUGUUUGCUGUUACAUUUAUUGAAAUAUUACUGAGCAAACUAUUUAUCACGAAAAUUAAACUUUUAAAUAUGA